AAGAGCCUCGCCUCACUCCAUCCAAAUCUCGUCUCCACUCGCCGAAGCUAGCUGGUUCUGGGGUCUGCAAAUUCUAACGCAUCAUGUCUUGGUUGCCGCCUGAGCGAGCGAGGCUGCACAUAGCCAUGCUAGUCUUCCUGCUCGGCUAUGGCGGAAACCAUGUCAUCAUGCGACUCGCCCUCAACAUGCGUGUAAGCAAACUGGUUUUCCCGCUUUACAGGAACACCAUAGCUUUCGCUGUCCUAGCUCCCUCUGCUUAUUUCCUAGAGAAGAAAGACAGACCGCCAUUAACCAUCUCGUUUCUGAUACAGUUCUUCCUUCUGGGAUUAGUCGGAAUAACAUUGAAUCAAGGUUUUUACAUAUUUGGAUUAGAUAAUUCCACGCCCACAUUUGCUUCAGCCACAGAGAAUGCUGUCCCAGCCGUGUCUUUCAUCAUGGCUGUGUUGCUAGGAAUAGAAGAGCUGAACUUAAGAAGAAAAGAUGGUGUAGCUAAGGUCUUGGGGACCAUUGUAUCUGUCAAUGGAGCUUUGCUUAUAACUCUUUACAAAGGUCCAGUUAUUUAUGGUCCAAGUUCAGGAUCAAAACUAUCACUGUUAGUGUUUCCAUUAGGAAAUGCUGAGGGGAAGAAUUGGACCUUGGGCUGCCUAUGUCUUAUGGGUCAUUGCUUGUGUUGGUCUUGCUGGAUUGUGUUGCAGGCACCUCUCUUGAAGAAAUACCCAGCUCGAUUCUCCUUCAUAUCCUAUUCCUGCUUCUUUGCUGUUUUUCAGUUUCUGGGAAUUGCAGCUUACUUUGAGAGAGAUUUUCAGGCAUGGCAGAUCCAAUCUGCAACCGAACUGUUCACUCUUCUCUACGCGGGUUUAGUGGCAUCAGCAAUGGUGUUUGCAAUACAGAUAUGGGUUGUGGACAGGGCAGGGCCAUUGUUUGUUUUAGCAUACUUACCUCUACAAACCUUAGUUGCUGCUAUAAUGGCUACCAUUACUUUAGGUGAAGAGUUCUACUUGGGAGGGAUUAUUGGAGCAGUAUUAAUAAUAGCAGGAUUGUAUCUGGUUGUUCUGGGAAAAAAUGCAGAAAUCAAUUAUGCUUCAGGGAACACCAUGAUUAACUCAGUUUUGGAAGACUGUGAAGCAAAUGGUUCUGGCCUUAAAUCAUCCUCCAUUGCAGAACCACUGCUUCCCACCUCCAGCUGAUGACCAAAAUGUUAAGAAGCUCCAAGUUGAUGCUCUUCGACUUUUUUGCAUCUACUGAUUGACAUUACCAGAUUAGUAGUGGCUAAUUGCUACUUACCACUACAUUAUAGAGAUCGAUAAACUCUGUACUUACUCGGUUUAUGGGUAAGUACCGUGAUUUGGUCUUCACUAACUGUUAAAUUCUAAAUAACAGCCUUUGAGGUCUGUAUAAGAAGAAUCUGAAGGUGACAGAAGGCCGGAUCAUGAUAAUGUAUCUACAGAUGUAGGAGAUUGGAAAUUGAAAUGCAAGGAUCAUUGUCAGCA
This is a messenger RNA of Carica papaya (papaya), 1490 nucleotides long. RefSeq names its product nodulin MtN21 /EamA-like transporter family protein (gene UMAMIT6). The record is from RefSeq and is a predicted model, not a curated record. Gene Ontology annotation, molecular function: transmembrane transporter activity. Gene Ontology annotation, cellular component: membrane. Lineage: Eukaryota; Viridiplantae; Streptophyta; Magnoliopsida; Brassicales; Caricaceae.